AUGACUGCAUCACUAGAUGGGAGAAAGGGGAACAGUAAUGGUAGCCACUCGCUACCCAGAUCUGCGUCCAAAUCCCGAGGGACAGCGGGCAUUGUACAAAUGCCUCAUAGAUCCAUUGGGAAUAGAACUGAACAAAGCCAGCAACAUGCUGAGUCUGAGCAUUGGUUCAUCGAGGCGAAUCAACACGUAACAUCCCAAUUAGACGGAUUAGGAGACGAUGCGCCCUUCUUCCUUGAUGCUGUCGAACCCAAUUAUUCUGGCGGGAGGCUUUCAAGUCCAGAUCCCAUACACGAUCCCGUUCUGUCUUAUAUGCGCGGGAACAAUAACGAACGGGAAAAUGAAGAACUUCGUGGAAUCAUUGACGAUUUGACCUUGGAUAUCAAACGAUUAAAGCGAAAGCUUCGCAGGUACAAGGAAAGAGAUCCCCCUCGACUUCAGGCGGAUAAGCUAUUUGAUGUCCGCACUUAUGGUCUUCCACGCCGGCGAAAACGGCAAUUGGAGAGAAUCCUGCAGCGAUUUGCCUCUGAUAUCUCUGCAAGUCACCGGUUCCCGAGAGAUAGGUCAACUGCCACCAAAAGCAAGCAUAUGAGCGACAAUACACCUGUAUCAGGUGAUGAUGCCCUUAAAGCAAUCGUGACCAUGCUGUUCAAGCAGCGUUUGGGCGUUGCAACCAAAACUAAUCACCACCAUUUCGAAAAUACAUCGCAGCCCCCAGAUGCCUGGUUUGAUGUGAAUGACACACUGAACUCAAUAAAGCAUGUAAUUUCAAACAUUGACCCUGAUUUCGCGCGGGAGGCUUUGAAGGAACAUGGUACACCACUUGAGCUUUCGUCAGAUGGCUGUUCUGUGAGAUGGACAGCUAGCAGCCGACGUGGGUUGGCAUGGUCCAAUUUGAUGUAUGAUCACGUCCGUAGCCAUCCGAAGGCGCAAGAUUUUCGAAGCAAAUCGAUCCAUCCAGAAACGGUCCUUGGUCUUGCUGGGAGCAACACAACAUCAUUGCAUAGACCAACCUUCUCAGACUAUAUACCUUUUAUAUCCAGAACCCGUGCUAGUGAGGCUGAUGAUUAUUAUGAUGAUGAUGGAUUGUCUAUGAUAAGUAGUGGUUCCGAAAUCAGCUUUCGCGCCUCUGUAAGCGGUGAGAAUUCGAGUAUUCGUUUGCGAUCGCAAGCGGAGUUUCAAGACCGAUCGACUUACUACAAGAAUUCGACCUUUUACAUUGAUUACUCGGGAGAUAAUCUCGAUGUAAAAGACUCACAACCACAGGAAUUCGCGGGGACCGAGGAUGUUGCGGGGAAGCGCAAGCGCCAAAGCAGUCCUGAUCGAUCGCGAUGUCAACAGCGACCACAUACCACCAACAUUGCUGCAAAUCGAUUUCAUUCUUAUCCAAGCGAGAAAGACCCGGCGUUGAACCUCAGUCAAUACAACUCCCCUGCUUUAUCUCUAGCUGAAGAGCCAUUGUCAUCAGCAGUAAAUGGAUACAUGACCACAUCAAUGGAGCUUCCAGCCUCGGGUAUUGGGGAUGUCGUCCCUGACGAUAAUUUUGCUGUACAUGUUGCCAUGAAAUACGUUCCAGUGAAGCCCAACGAGGAGACAGGUGGUUGCAUUGACAGAACUAGUCGCUGCGAAGAGGUGCCGUGUCGGAAAAAUGAAGCAUCGCUCGUAUCGCACCAUACCUUGAAGGACACCAAUACCUCCUCUAGUUCUAACGGCAGAAUCCACAAGAAGGGCAAGAAACUCUUCCAAACCCACGUUGUCACAGCGACACAUGAAGAAUUGGCACCAUCGUCUUUACCACCCGCGAUAUGCGGAUUUUUUUCCUCGGCAAGUUCCGAUGAUGACGGCGACCGCGAGGGUGAAGACGGCGAUGAUGAAUCUGAUGCUGGUUUUGGAAAGCGAGGGGAAGUGAUGCAUCAUGAUAUUCCUCCGCAGGUACAAGCCAACGUUCGGGUCACUGAAGGCGAACCGCUAGCAUCUGUGCAUUCAAUCGAGAGAUGGAAUGCGCAUGUUGUUGCUUCGUUGGGGAACCGCGAGAGCAGUCUCUGAGAGACAUUCAACGAUGGACUCGUGGGACGUCCCUGUUCCUCAUUACGAGAGUUAUAUUGAGUAAUUUCAUGAGAUCCUCAUUCAUGGUGAUGGAUACCGUUUAACCGUGUCAAUACUUCUGAUAAUCUAGAGCUACGUGACAGGAAUACAUACGGUAUGAGGCAUGAGUAACCGCCUGUUGCCGUCACUAGCCGGCUGAAUGCAGUUCUAACAGUACUUGUCAUCCACG
Molecule: messenger RNA, 2272 nt
Organism: Talaromyces stipitatus ATCC 10500
Lineage: Eukaryota; Fungi; Ascomycota; Eurotiomycetes; Eurotiales; Trichocomaceae
Exons: 2
Coding region: 1-2043 (680 amino acids)
Biological process (GO): regulation of DNA-templated transcription; circadian rhythm
Cellular component (GO): cytoplasm; nucleus
Source: RefSeq, a predicted model, not a curated record